Messenger RNA from Aphidius gifuensis, 1308 nucleotides. RefSeq names its product translocon-associated protein subunit beta (gene SsRbeta). Bases 162 to 737 code for a protein of 191 amino acids. The record is from RefSeq and is a predicted model, not a curated record. Gene Ontology annotation, cellular component: endoplasmic reticulum; membrane. Lineage: Eukaryota; Metazoa; Arthropoda; Insecta; Hymenoptera; Braconidae. The transcript has 4 exons.
AUGAUUAGAGCGAUGUUUGUCGGCUGGUUGGCAUUUUAUAACCUACAGAAUUAAUAUAUGAUAAAAACAUAGCUGAACAACGUCAAUAAGAAAUAAACUCUCUUAUUAACAAGUUAUCAAUAAUAAUAAUUACAAAUCAUCAUAAGUGUAAAACCCCAAAAAUGAAGUGUCAAUUAUUUUUAUUUGCAAUAAUUGCAUUGGUGGGAACAGUAUGGGCUGAUGAAGAACCAGAAUCAGCAAGAUUACUUGUUGCUAAACAAAUUCUUAAUAAAUAUCUUGUUGAAAAUAUGGACAUAAUUGUCAAGUAUACAGUUCAUAAUGUUGGAAGUGUUGCAGCCUUGGAAGUUGAAAUAACAGAUAAUUCAUUCCAUCCAGAUCGUUUUGUUCAUGUCAGUGGUGAAUUGAAUGCAAGAAUUGAUCGUGUACCACCACAUAGUAAUGUCAGUCAUACUGUUGUCAUUAGACCACGUAAAUAUGGAUAUUUUAAUUUCACAUCUGCUGAAGUAUUGUAUCGUCGUACUGAAGAUGCACCAAGACUACAAGUUGCUGUUAGUAGUGCACCUGGUGAAGGUCUCAUUGUUUCAUACAGAGAUUAUGCUAAAAAAUUCUCAUCACAUGUUAUUGAUUGGACCGCUUUUGCUGUUAUGACACUUCCAUCACUUGCAUUACCAUUUGCUCUUUGGUGGACCAGCAAAAGUAAAUAUGAAGCACUUUCAAAAGUAUCAAAAAAACAUUGAAAGACUUGAAAAAUUUAUUAUUGUACAGAUUUAACUGAACAUUUAAAUGAAAAAUAAAAUAAAUAAAUCAUUUUUUUUUUUAAUAAAUAAUUUAGUAUAAACAAAAUUUUAAUAAAGAAAAAAGAAAUUAAAUUAAUAUCUUUCAUUUUGAAUGAUUGUGAUGAGUGUUAUAAUAAUGUGUAUUGUUUAAAUAAAAAAAUAAAACAAUUAUUUAUAAAUGAACAAUAAAAAAUACUCAAUUAUUAUACAAUUUUUAAUUUUUUAUUAUUAAAACAAAAACAAUAUAUAUUAUAGAACAUAUAUUUUUUUUUCUUUUUUUUUUUUUACAUCUCAAGUUGGAGGGGUUUUUAUUUUAAAUUAAUUUUAAAUUGUUUUUAUGGCAUUUUUAAAAGAAAUUAAUUUUUAAGCUUAAAAAUUACUAUGAACACCAAGAUUACUUAUUUCUAAAAAAUAAUAAUUAUCAUUAACAAAAACAAUUUAUUAAUAUAUUAUUAAAAAUACAUAUUCUAAUAUUUAUUUUUUUUUAAAAAUGAAAAUUAAAUGAAAAAAAACAUUUGUAAUAUUUUGAAAU